UGUUGAAUAAAACCUAUGGUGUCUGUCUCUCUGUUUGGCGGCCAUAACAGGAAUAGUGUUAUGCCAAGAAGGAAAAUGGAGAAUCAGAUUCCAAAUGGCAAAAGGGCAAUGGAAGAAGAGCUGAACAGAGGGCGUGACAUGGCAAAUCAGUUGCUUGAAGUUCUUGCUUAUGACAAAUCCAUCACUCAUCUUCAAAAGGAAGAAGAAGAAGGGUCAAACUCAGUGUUACCAUUUGUUGAAGAUCUUGUGCGCAAGGUUCUGUGUUCAUUCACGAACACCCUUCUGCUUUUGAACUCCACCAACGAUGUUUCCCAUGAGGUGGUGGCUUCCAUCACUCUCAGAGAUGUCUCUUCUUCCACCACCACUUCCCCAAAGAAGUUGGAGUCUGUGGAUGAAAUUUGCAAGAGUCGCAAAAUUCUCAGCACUGAAAACCGAAGAAGAGGCUACAAGAGAAAAUCAAUUGCUCCAAGUUGGGAGAAGGACAGCUCCAUACUAGUUGAAGAUGGCUAUGUAUGGAGAAAAUAUGGACAGAAAAUGACAUUGAACGCCAAAUACCUCAGGAGCUACUACAGGUGCACUCACAAGAAUGAUCAGGGAUGUCAUGCAAUGAAACAGGUGCAGAGAAUUCAAGAUGUUCCUCCUUUGUACCGAACAACCUAUUACGGCCAUCACACAUGUAAAAGCCCUAUGAAUCCUGAGAUUGUUCUGGAACCUCUUUCUCCUUCUGGAUCUUCCACGUUACUUAGCUUUAGUAACAGCUUUCAUUGCAAACAAGAAAACCCGUUUCCCUCAUCACUACUUGCUUCAACCAAACAUGCUCACAAUCAAUUAUCCUCUCUCGAAGACCUCUUAUUACAUGAUUGUGAAGUUGAUUGCAAUUAUUCUAGGCGUGUGGCUAAUAGCAUGCUAUCAUCUGCUGAAUCCGUUGAAUUUGAGAAUGUUUUUAUGAGCAGUUUGGAUUUUGUUGGCUAGGUAUUUGUUUGUGUCGGUCAACAAAUUCUUUUCUGGGUCGUUUAGAGAGUAAGUUUCAUGAUGUAAUUGAAAAGAGCUUAAUCUGUUGUAUUAUUAGCUAUUUGAUUAGUAAGAAUGUUUUAUUUUAUCCUUAAA
Molecule: messenger RNA, 1107 nt
Organism: Vigna unguiculata (cowpea)
Lineage: Eukaryota; Viridiplantae; Streptophyta; Magnoliopsida; Fabales; Fabaceae
Product: WRKY DNA-binding transcription factor 70-like
Biological process (GO): regulation of DNA-templated transcription
Molecular function (GO): DNA-binding transcription factor activity; sequence-specific DNA binding
Source: RefSeq, a predicted model, not a curated record